CCAGCCAUAUAAAAGUGAACCCCGCCAGAGGGGUCGGUAGUCAGUCAGCCCACAAGAUGCCAUCGAGUCAGUGUCUACUGCAGCUGCAGCUGUUCCUCAGCGUACUGCUCCUUACCACCGCUCAAAGGAUACCAGUUCGAGUUCCACCCAAGGAUCUACAAGUGCCCAAUUUCGGAGGAGAAAGCUUCGAGAGAUUCGGCAGUGCGGGAUCUACAUCGAGUAGUAGCAGCAGUGAAAGCAGUCAGGAAACCAGUGACGAAAUGAGGGAGCAACUUAAGCAACUUCUGGGUGACCAACUGGCGAAUGCCUUUGCCCCAUUGGCCACUACACCCUUUACCCAAAGGCAACCUGGAAUUGUGGCGCCUCCAUCUGGAGCAGCAGCUCGUUCGCAGUUCGCCAACGAUUCGGAUCCUGAUCAGGAUCAGGAACAGGAUCCAGAACAGGAUGCAAAUGAAGAGGAGUCACCCGAGGAAGAUGCCGAAGAAGAGGAGGAGGAAGAGGAGCAGACCACGCCACAACCUCCACCACAGCCACUGCCACCACCUUUGCCACAGCCAGGGGGCGUUGGAGAGGAACUGACUGGCGGUCAGGUGGGGGAGGAGGAGAUUGAGGACUAUAAUGCCUGGCGCGAUAAUUUCUAUGACCUCAACGAAGACGGCAGCUACAUCUUUGGUUACUCUAUUCCCCAUGGCGUUCGUCGCUGGGAGAAGGGUUACUUUUCAGAGGAGCAUCAUGGCCAGGUGGUGGAAGGUUUCUAUGUCCAGCCUCGUCACGAUUUACAGGGUCUGCGCUAUGAGCUGCGAUGCUACAGGGCCGAUUCGAAUGGCUAUCAGCCAUUGCCAGUGGAGUUUCUGAGGAUACCGCCAAUUGUGAGGCGCGAUGAGGUGCCCCGAGUUAAUUGCUUCCACAAUAGCCAAGGAUAA
Messenger RNA from Drosophila eugracilis, 923 nucleotides. RefSeq lists its product as uncharacterized. The coding region runs from base 57 to 923 and encodes 288 amino acids. The record is from RefSeq and is a predicted model, not a curated record. The transcript is spliced from 3 exons. NCBI's taxonomy places the organism in Eukaryota, Metazoa, Arthropoda, Insecta, Diptera, Drosophilidae.